Triticum dicoccoides is the source of this 1148-nucleotide messenger RNA. RefSeq names its product heat stress transcription factor C-2b-like. Gene Ontology annotation, cellular component: nucleus. The transcript is spliced from 2 exons. Gene Ontology annotation, biological process: cellular response to heat; regulation of transcription by RNA polymerase II. Gene Ontology annotation, molecular function: RNA polymerase II cis-regulatory region sequence-specific DNA binding; DNA-binding transcription factor activity. The coding region runs from base 4 to 867 and encodes 287 amino acids. The record is from RefSeq and is a predicted model, not a curated record. NCBI's taxonomy places the organism in Eukaryota, Viridiplantae, Streptophyta, Magnoliopsida, Poales, Poaceae.
UUUAUGCUCUCCUCCCAUUACUUUAUCAAGAAAUCUCAGGACAAAUCCUGCGGGACUUUAGUUAGAGAGAGACCGAUGGCGGCGGCGAGCGUCGGCGGCGGAGCGGCGCCGUUCGUGUGGAAGACGUACCGGAUGGUGGAGGACCCCGGGACGGACGGGGUCAUCGGGUGGGGGAAGGGGAACAACAGCUUCGUCGUCGCCGACCCCUUCGUCUUCUCGCAGACCAUGCUCCCCGCGCACUUCAAGCACAACAACUUCUCCAGCUUCGUCCGCCAGCUCAACACCUAUGGCUUCCGCAAGGUGGAUCCGGACCGGUGGGAGUUCGCCCACGGCUCCUUCCUCCGGGGCCAGACGCACCUCCUGCGCAACAUCGUCCGCCGUGGCACCCCCGCCCCCGGCGGCGGCGGCAAGCGCAAGGACGCGGGGGCGGCCGGCCUCACCGACGACGACAUGACCAUGGUCGCCACGGAGGUGGUGAGGCUGAAGAAGGAGCAGAGCACCAUCGACGACAGGGUGGCCGCCAUGUGGCGCCGCGUGCAGGAGACCGAGCGGAAGCCCAAGCAGAUGCUCGCGUUCCUCCUCACCAUCGUCGGCGACCGCGACACGCUGCAGCGCCUGGUCGGCAACAGCGGCAACGCGGCCGGCGGCGAUCAGGAGCCGGUGGAGGGCGGCGAGAAAAGGGCGAGGCUGCUGCUUGACGGCGACUUCGGCAACGUGUCCGCGUUUGGGCCGGACGCCGUCGACUUCGCGGGGUUCUACACCGACGACGCGUUCGCCAAUGCGCCGGUGCCGGUGGAGGCGGCCGCCGGGUCGGGCGGUGGUGGUGCCGGCUGCACGUUUGCGUUUGGAGUGGACAGUGGGUACUGAGUAGUGACGCCCGACAGAAAUUGCGCCGCCCGCGUGUGCUAACUGCUUGGUUUAUGGCCGAAUUAUUGGCAUUGCGUGAGUCUGCCAUUUUGACCGCUACAUGUUCCCAGUCUGCCUUGUUCCAGGGAUGACACAAUUUGCAAAUUCGUGUUUUCUCUGUACGUUUUAUCCAUGCAUUGGGUUUUAUCUGUCCGUUUUGACGGCGCCUCCGCUGGGAGGCUACGGUCAACAAAAAUUCGUGUGCAUUGCAAGUCAACAAAAACAAUCUAUUUGAUUCUUCU